This is a messenger RNA of Parus major (Great Tit), 2701 nucleotides long. It is a transcript of the gene DEGS1, whose product is annotated as delta 4-desaturase, sphingolipid 1. The record is from RefSeq and is a predicted model, not a curated record. Gene Ontology annotation, biological process: ceramide biosynthetic process. Gene Ontology annotation, molecular function: sphingolipid delta-4 desaturase activity. The transcript has 3 exons. Lineage: Eukaryota; Metazoa; Chordata; Aves; Passeriformes; Paridae. The coding region runs from base 91 to 1062 and encodes 323 amino acids. Gene Ontology annotation, cellular component: membrane.
CCCGGGCCGCCUCCGCCGCGCUAUAAAGUGCGGUACCGGGGGCUCCGCGUAGCGGGCGGGCUGUCGGGUAGGGUGUUUCGCGCUGCCGCCAUGGGGAAUACUGUGGCUAGAGAGGAUUUCGAGUGGGUCUACACGGACCAGCCGCACGCCGACCGCCGCAAGGAGAUCCUAGCUAAACAUCCAGAAAUAAAAGCGUUGAUGAAGCCAGACUACAACCUGAUCUGGGUGGUUGUGCUGAUGGUUUUGGCGCAGUUGACUGCAUUCUAUCUGGUUAAAGACUUGGAUUGGAAAUGGGUGGUCUUCUGGGCUUAUGUUUUUGGAAGCUGUAUUAGCCACUCCAUGACUCUGGCUAUUCAUGAGAUUUCCCACAACAGUGCCUUUGGCAACAGCAAAGCCAUGUGGAAUCGAUGGUUUGGAAUAUUUGCCAACCUCCCUCUUGGUCUCCCCUACUCCAUAUCCUUCAAGAGAUACCACAUGGAUCAUCAUCGUUACUUAGGCGGUGACGGCAUCGAUGUGGAUAUUCCUACCAACUUUGAAGGCUGGUUCUUCUGCACCCGUUUUAGGAAGUUCAUAUGGAUUGUUCUUCAGCCUUUUUUCUAUGCCAUUAGACCUCUCUGCAUAAAUCCUAAACCAAUUACUCGACUUGAAGUAAUCAAUUUAUUGGCUCAGCUUGUCUUUGAUGUGGCAAUAUAUUAUUUAUGGGGAGUCAAAUCCAUUUUUUACAUGCUUGCUGGUUCAGUACUUGGUCUUGGGUUGCACCCAAUUUCAGGACACUUUAUAGCUGAACAUUACAUGUUUUUAAAAGGACAUGAGACCUAUUCCUACUAUGGUCCACUUAAUUUGCUUACUUUUAAUGUUGGCUAUCACAAUGAACAUCAUGACUUCCCCAAUAUUCCUGGCAAGAGCCUUCCACUGGUGAAGAAAAUAGCAGCUGAAUACUAUGACAACCUGCCCCAGUAUAACUCUUGGAUAAAAGUACUGUAUGACUUCGUGAUGGAUGACACAAUCAGCCCAUAUUCACGCAUGAAAAGGCAAUUAAAGGGUGAAGUGAAGCAAGAUUAAACUUCUGGCAACCAAAAAACUUUGAAAUGUCUGCUUGCUUUAAAGUGGCUGGUAUAAAGGUUUCCUGCUAAAGCUGUUCACAUGUGUCCUGAAUUAAGAUGUAUAGCAACAUAGCAAUGCAUCCUUAAGGAUUUUGUAGCAGACUCCUACCAGCCAUAACAUUCCUCACAGUCCUCAGAUUUGUUGGUUUAAUGUGUCUCUGUUUGCCUAAGGAUCAGUGUUAUAUGCAUAAUGCAAAAUCACUUUGUUACAGAAUUUACUUUGGUAGGUGUUAAAUCUAUAUAAAAUGUCUGUCUGACUCAUAACAGUUUAAAAGUUCUCAAUGUAGUAUACUGCCCUCAACAUGCUAUUUAGAUGACUAGUUUUAAAAUGCUGUACUUACCUGUUAAUUCUAAACUAACAUGAUUUGUUAACUUAAACAUUCUGUUGAAAAUGUUUUUGAACUGAUGGUUGGAAGAACUAAAUUUGCACAGAAAUGUUCAGUCUGCUUUUGUUUAAAUAUGUGUCAUUUGAAGCAAUGCUUUAAAGUUCCACCUCUUCUACCAAGAGUACCUUAAUGGAGCAAUCUGUCAGAAUGAAACUGGUAUCUUUGAGAUGGCUUCUAUGAUUUCUUUGUAAAAAAAAAAAGGGGGGUAUUGCCAACUCCAAGGGUCCCACCUACUGCCUGAGUUGCUUCUGUUGGCAUGUAGUGUGAGCAGGUGGCAUUUAGUAACUUAAUAUACCUGAUGUGGGGUUUCAUGUUGGAAAAAACUUGUUACAGUUACUUGUUUGGGGGUUUUCUGAUCUUUCAAAGAAAAAUUACUACCAUGUUACUAUGGUUUCAAAUAUAAAUAUUUACACUCAUUUGGAAAUUUGGCUUUUAUGGAAAAGUGAAUGGAUUGAAACCGAUACUAUUCUGGCAAACAAGUCUAGCUACAACCACUGACAAUACUACCUAUUAGCAGAUCAGUCAUUUGUGUACAUAGAAAGGUUGUUAAAUAAUGUUUUUCUCCUCCCUAAACCUGCAGUACCUUCCAUAAAUACUUGUCUUUCUUACAUAUUAAAAUGUGGUGAGAAGUGGUGAUAUCAAACUUCCUGCUUAGGAAAUUUUUCAUUGGGAACAGGUAGACUUGCUGGACAGUAAAAAAUCUCUCCAUACCUCAGCACAUUAUAUUUGCCUUCUACCCUCUAAUGCAUUAUUGAUGGCUUUAUGCAGUCAAAACUGGCUGCAACUCACCCUUAAAUCUCAAAUGGUGGCUCUAUAGUAUGUUCAUUAAUCUGAAAGAUGGAAGCUGAGAAAAGUGGCAGUUGCAGCUGCUGUAACUAAAUUUUAGAUGCCUUCAACACCUGUAUUUUGGUGUGGUUUUUGGGGGUGUUUGUUGUUUGUUUUGAAAAAGUGAGUGCCUGAAAAGAUUGUACUGGUACAUCUUAACUCACUCUUGACUGUGGUGCUGUUUUAAUGUGUGUUUUGUUUAAGUGUGGGCCCUUAUCUUGGCUAAGCAACAGAAGUGGUGUGAAAGUCUGCCAGCCAUCUACAGAGUGACUUCAUUAUGCUCAUAACCUGUAAGAUAGCCAGUGUGUUGCUCAGGGUGAAGGAUAAUGUCAAAAUAGACUUUGUCCAGUAUUUUUACACGUAAUUAAAAAGCAAAGAUUAAAGUAA